Sebastes umbrosus (honeycomb rockfish) is the source of this 1377-nucleotide messenger RNA. RefSeq names its product transmembrane protein 26-like. The transcript has 6 exons. The coding region runs from base 237 to 1214 and encodes 325 amino acids. The record is from RefSeq and is a predicted model, not a curated record. Lineage: Eukaryota; Metazoa; Chordata; Actinopteri; Perciformes; Sebastidae.
AUAAGAGCAGCUCACUGAGUCCUGCAGCCCGUCACUCUUCACUGCUCCUCUGUCAGGUACAACUGGACGGCUUGUCUCUCUAGGCGGGGCUUAAAGUUUGGGGACUUUGUUCGAAAAAGUCCAUCCAGUUUUCUGACUGUUGAGGCAGCAGCCACCGUCUAUCUCUCUCUGUCUCUCUCUGGGACCUGAACUUCCAGGACUAACGGGGACAUCUGUCCCGCCGUGCAGCCAGCAGCAUGAUGUGCCUGUUCAAGUCUCUGUGUGCGGUCAUUACCAGAGCCCUGUUCCUCCUCAUCUCUCUCAUCAGCGUCUGGAGGGUCACAAAGGUGAAGAAAGAUUACAACUACUGGUUCCUCACUUUCCUCUUUCUGCCGCUGCUCGUUGAGAUGAUAAUAACGCUGAAGAGUCGGAUGGGAAAAGAUUACAAAUGGUUUUCUCCUCCUAUCUUUCUGUUUCUCAUCAGUAUUAUUCCCUCCAUCUGGAUCCUGGAGCUCCAACACCAGCAGGAAAAAGCCAACCGCCCCAAGUGCAAAACUCUGGACUCGGAGACCCAGGGAAACCACACAUCCCCGAACUAUCUGGAGUUAAGUUAUCGAAAAAGAAAUAACUUUCGAUCUCUCUUCCUUUUCCAAUAUUUUAACCAGGCGUUAUCAACUGUCUGCUCCAACGACUGGAUCCUGACUCUCCAUCAGAUCCUGCUCAUCCUCCUCAUCGUGGGGAAGUGGCUCCUCCCGCUGGGAGGCGGAGUCACGCGGGACGAGCUCUCGCAGCUUCUCCUGAUUUUUGUCGGCACCGCAGCAGACAUCCUUGAAUUUACUAGUGAGACGCUGUCAGAUGUCAAAGAGAACAGCCCUCAGCUGGUCUACAUCAUCUUAGCUGUAUGGACGUGGAGCAUGCUGCAGUUCCCUCUACAUCUGUCCGUGGUGAACUCCAAGCCAGACAGUGAGGGUGAGCAGAGGGUCCAGGAGGCGUCCGUCUUAACUAAACACAGCACAGACAUAUGGAGCAUCGUGGAGGCCUUUUUCAUCCAUGACGGGCCUUUCCUGGUGGUCAGGCUCACCGUCAUGACCCACUUCGGCGUCAUCCACCAGAUGCUGGUGUUCUUCGCCAUCAAGAACUUCCUGGUGGUCAUACUGAACUUGUACAGGUUGGUUGUUAUAUGCCAGGACUACCGCAGUAGAGACAACCGGGGCAGCGCUAUCCCAUGUGUCUGAGGAGUCAUCUCACAGGGGGGGAAUCAGGGAGACGGAGAGAUGUUACAUCCAAAGUUUUACAGUUACAGUGGAGCAGGAAAAGAAGCUUGCUUUCUGUUUUCUUCUCCAAUGUACUUAAAGUCGAGAUGAAAUGAAAAAAUGCCUUUUUAACCCUUUUAGAUCA